Molecule: messenger RNA, 6055 nt
Organism: Magallana angulata
Lineage: Eukaryota; Metazoa; Mollusca; Bivalvia; Ostreida; Ostreidae
Product: transcription factor MafK-like
Exons: 2
Coding region: 183-635 (150 amino acids)
Biological process (GO): regulation of transcription by RNA polymerase II
Cellular component (GO): nucleus
Molecular function (GO): RNA polymerase II cis-regulatory region sequence-specific DNA binding; DNA-binding transcription factor activity, RNA polymerase II-specific
Source: RefSeq, a predicted model, not a curated record
AGCCGAGAGGCGCAAAAUACGCAACAUACCGAGUAUUGCCGAGUUGCUGAAAUCAGUCGUAGAAACAAAUAGUGGAUUUAUUGUCUUAGAGUGAUAAUUUCGUGAUUUUGGAAGUACUGUGGUGUUUAUUCGAGGAAUAGAGAAGAGGAUUAACACUUUUUCACGCGUGAAACACAGCCAAAAUGAGUAAAAAGAUUUUCUUGUCGCAGUGCAAGUCAGAAGCGCUGGCCCUGAGUGCUGCCCAGAUAUCGGACGAUGAGCUUGUUGCUAUGACCGUCAAAGAACUGAACAAGUUGUUGAAAGGAUUGCCAAGAGAUGAAACCAUCAAGCUAAAACAACGCCGCCGUACAUUGAAAAACAGAGGCUACGCAGCCAACUGCAGGGAAAAACGCAUGUCCCAAAAAGAAGAGUUGGAAACUGAAAAAGAGCGGCUUAGGGCAGAAGUGCACAGGCUUCAGAGAGAAAAUGAUGUAGUCAAGAUGGAACUCACAUCACUGAAAAACAAGUACGAUGCUCUGCAACGGUUCGCAGAAGUCAACAGAAUUAAGGUCUUGACCCCACCAAUGUUUCUGACCCCUCCCCACUUUGGCCACAGAGAAUCAAUGAUUGUGAAAUCAGAGCCGUCACAGGCAUAGCCGAGUUAUGCCCAAUUCACGAACAGAAUGUGCUGCACAAUUUAACAUGCCCUGAUCUUUAGACUCCAUUAAAGCAGUUUUAUGAAACUAUGAUAUACUUUAUUGCCAAAAACAAUAUUACUAUCAAAACAAGAAACAACACUGAACAUAAAACUCUUGGAGGGGCACACCUGAUUCUUUCAGACUAUUCCUUGCUCAGAACGAUGUCUGUGAGACAUUUGCAUUGAAAGAAUGGUACAGAGGACAGAUACACAUGAUGUGUUCAGAUUCAUACUCUAGCUACCGGAGGAAAAUCUGGUGCAAAAAACAUUCAUAUAGAUAUAUAUAUAUAUAUAUGUGAAAAUAUAUAUUAACAAUAAUGUCUGUAUGUACAUGUAUGUUUUUAUGUAUACUUGUAUAUUUACUUUGAACCAAUAUCAAAAUGAUAGAGUUUAAUGAACUUUUCCUGACGGUUUGACAAUUGUCAAUAACACAAAUGGUGCUUUCUUUCCAGUCAUGUUCUUUAGUAUCUCCAUCAACAUCCAAUGAUUCAUAUCAUUUGUUAAUUUAAUAAGCCCUUAUUUUUUGCUGACUUUGCGUACAUAUACAAUGUAUACGUAUGAAUAUGGUUGUGUCUUCUGAAUACCUGUCUUGUGUUGAUUUGUUAAAUGUUAAUGAACUUUUUGUUUUGAAAAUGGGAGACAUUCAGAAAUCCGUUAUGAUUUUGGGUUAAUUCAUCAACAUCAUUCAUGUUAUUUAUUUUUCAUUGGUUAGAUUAAUUGGAAACAGUUAAUUGGAAAUUGCAGAAAUAUUUGCUCCCACUUUCAAAAACUUACAAAAUGUGGGUGAAAUUCUAUUCAGUGUUUUGUAUUAAUUUUUUUUUUUACUUUGGUUAAGUUUGAACUUUAAAAUCAAGAUGAUUAAAAAAAAAUAAAAACAUGGUUCAAAAUUUUAUCUGUCAUAAAUUUACUGACAUUUUUUUUUUUUUUUUUUUUUUUUUUUUUAAAUGUUAUUUAUAUAUUUUUUAAAAAUUUGAUAUAUGUUCUUAGUAGCAUUCCAUAUUAUUUUGUAAUACAGACACCAAAUAACUGUUAAGAUGGUGGUUUAUACAAUUGUUCUCUUCAAAAUUUUUGUUACUGGCAAGCCUGACAUGUGAAUGAAAAUGAUACACUUGGAUGAUUUCAUUAAUAUGCAGGAAUUUGUGACACCUUUACUAAAUUACGUUUGUGGAAAACAGGUGAAACUUGUGGUGAACUGUUCCCUUUUUUGGCCACACCAUCAUAAUUUUUUUAUUCUGAAUAUUUUACAUUUUGUCUGAAACUUUCUUUGAAAAUUUAACUUUCAAAAUAUGGAAAGAGUUUCAAAAGCUUUUGAAACUCCAUGUCUAGGAAGAAAAAACUCUACAGAUAGCCUCAACACUGCACAAUUUCAUGUAUUUAAAUCUGUUUUGUUGAUAAAGCAAAUCAUACUGAAAUAUUUUUGUGCCAAAUUUUGAUGUAUUCAGAAAGUAGUGAAGUAGGAGUUGUUUAGUGAGUGUCAUCCAUUAUGUAAUCUCAUUCAGUUAGGUCAUGCAGGGUAAGUAGUACAUUCAUUACAUUCACAUCUUCACAUUUGCAUGCAUAUUAGAGUAUGGCUAAGUCAGAUAAGUCUCACAGACGCCGUGUCCUUCACAAACACAAACUGCACAUUCUGGCAUUCCUCAAACAAUGGCAAACCUUAUGAAUCGAGUUGUGAAAUUCUGAAACGAUAUAUUACAAAUGGAUUGCAAAAUAAAUGGGGUUAGACCACAUCCUGAAUGUGGCUUUUGAAACUUAAAGUGAAACUAUGGGAAAGGCCUGACUAAUUCUUAUUUUUAGCAAAAUUCCAUAACUAUGGAUAUUUUUGAGAAGUGAGUGAUGCUUGUCCUAUAUAAUGAGAUGGGGAUAAGUUUAUUCUACAGAAGUGGCUGUUUGAAUAUUGUUGAAGAGCUAUUAAGAUGUGUAUUUAUUGUAUAUAAAAUAACAAUUAUAUAUUACUGUUCAUUGUCAGAGUUUGUUCAAGCAUGAAUGCCCAUAAUGUUUAUAUAUUUAUCUCUCCCAUGGAUCUCUUCAAUAGAUACAUUGUCUUGUACUCCAAUGGAGCCUUUUUUAAGGGUUAUUUGAUACACACAAAGCAUUGAAAUGGUAUGCUCUUUUAUAAUUCAAAAAGCUGUUUAAUUGGAUGGAAUGAUAAGUAGUCUUUUUUACCACUUCUGACAAUUUUAUGAGAACCUUAUUGAUGUACUCUAUGGAAUUUUUAAUGAAGCAAUUGUCAAAUUAAGAAUUCAGCAAUGAAUAACCAAUCAUUUAAAUGCAAAACAUCAAAUUAUAUGGCCAUAAUUUUACACAAUGUUAAUUGUAGUUGAUUUUUUACUCCAUAUUUUUUGCAUGAGUUUUUAAAUUAAUUUUUUCAAGGGGGGGGGGGGUCGGAAGGAAAAAAAGGAGAUUUUUGUGUUGGAUCCAUUGAUUUGAUCUAGGAGAUGUUUGUGUUGGAUCCAUUGCUUUGAUCUGGGAGAGUUUUGUUUGGAUUUUCUAUUUUAUCUUCAUUUCUUUGUUAUGAAUGAGUUAGAAGGUGGCUGUAGAGUGAUCUCUCUGACACUCUACAGCCACCUAAAUGAUUGCCGUCCAUUUGUGUAAAUAAACUUAUUAUUUUUGUUUUUUGUUUUGCAUAUGUUCAUUUACAUGUAUAAUCAGUGUUGUUUAAGUUUUUUUCUUUCUUUUUAUUCUUUACUGAAACUGUUAAGAUAGAAGCUGUUCAAAAUGAUAUGCGAAGAGUGUUACAUAAUAUUGUGCAACAUUGGGUGGAUCUGUUAUACAGAACUUUUUUGUUUGUUGUCGUCACGCAGCCUUUUUUUAUUAGUUGAUGAAGUGGGUGGCGGGUGUCAGCUUACAAUCGAGUGGUCCUCGUGGCAUAGCUGGCCUUUGUGACAUGUAACUGGGUGUGUUGGGGGUACAGUCAUAGAGCAUGACCACUUGUUCACCAUCCCUUUCCAUUGCGGGACAAAAACAUGGAAUGUCCGUGGCCUAUUUAUAGUUCUGAUCAGACAUGUAAGCUCUCGAUUUAAAUGGUGUCUCAGGUUUAGGCAGGUAACAGCGAUACAACUUCACCUGUUGUUGUCGUCCACAAAUAAGGAAGUUUGGAUGAACCGCUUCUUCGUACAUGUAUUAUCAAUGGGCCCAGUGUAAUUAUGCAUGCAGAAAGAGAAUGACGCAUUUGUCUUUGUGACAAUAAACAGAAGUAUGAAAGGCAAAAAGACUGCGAUAUUUUAAUAUUAGUUAUUUCCUUGUAAGCCACCUGUGCGAUUUUUGAUUUACUCUUGUGAAAUGCCGUCCUAAGCAAAAUGUACGUGUAGGUCAAAUUGUAUUAUUUAAAUCCCACUAAGUACAGACUGCCCAAGUUUUAUCUUAGACACAUCAUAUUUUUGAAAACUCUUGAGUUUAGGUGUAUUUUUUAACAAACAACUUUUUGUGGAUGAUCUUUAUUGAUGCAGCAUACCCUAUUAAAAAGAAAAAAAAAGAAAAUAUAUAUAUAUAUAUAUAUGCAAUCGUAUCCCUACAUUUUCAUGUCCUAGAGAAAGCACCGUUUUACCUGCCUAAACCUGAGGUAUGCAUGAAGUAGGUCGCCCCAUACAGUAAGUAAUGAAUUCGUCGAGACGUGCCCAUUUGACGUACAUUGUCAGCUGAUGCCAGACCACGAUACAUGGCUUCUUUCCGUCUUCAAACGAGCCAUUUUUGUAGAACCAGUUAGUCGAAUUCACGCUCUAGUAAACAUUCCUGACUGUCAAUUCAGCAAUGUUGCAAUUUUGGGGGUUAGAAAUAUAUGCUGCGACGACACUCCAACCAGAGAUUGAGAACAUCGAAUUUAUGUUUCUUGUUGUUAAAAUAUAUUUUUUUCGCCACGUGUUGUAAGAAAAAUCUACUCAAUGUGCAUGUAAUGUUACACUUGUAAAGACUCAUUUUUUAGAAACACCAACAAAAAAAGUAUGAAAACGUUUAAUCUUUAACAACUAAAAUCUACCUCUCUCUAUGGAAAAAAAAGAAAACACGAUUUUUUCUAUAAUUUUUGAAUUAUUUGAUACCUUUUAGUCAGUAUUGAUUGAAUUGGAAACUUCAUCAUUUUGACAGCCUCUCUGUAUGAUGUUAAAGGGUGUCAUUACGUUUGUUUGUGGGCAAUGAUUCAGAUUGCUUGUAUAUAUAACAGAUAUUGUUAUUUAUGUUGUGAUGCGAAAUGACAUUCCAGAAAGUUGUGCAUUGAGAUGUGAUGAGGGAACAUUCUAUUGUCUUGUAUUUUCAUUGAGCUAUGUUUUUAGUGCUUUCUUUAUUUUGUGAGUACGUAUUAUAUAUAUUUUUAAUUAUGUUGGUUUUAUCAGAGGUAUCAGAAAACAGGGUCGGUUUAAAUGCACGAAGGAAAGAAAUCUCAACCUUGAAAUUUGGAAGUUUUCUGUAAAUCCUAACGAACAUCGAAUUUAUUCUUAAAAAACCUGGUUUUGAGGUGUUGAGGGUUCUUUGUGACCGAGCUGUGUGUAUUACAGUGCAGUAAGGUGACUGAUGUUGAUUACAAUACAUGUGGUCAUGUUAUUCGCAAGUCAUGGUUUUGUUUUUCCAAGACAAAAGGACAAACAAGCACUGAAAAACUGUUCUUGCAUGCUAUAUUUAAAAUCAUUCUAUCAGACUUAAACCAAAAAUGGGCAUGAAAAACUUGCCCAAUAUUUAAGAAAACCAAAAAACUGCAGCAGUUUAAAAUGACAAUUACAUUCUAAUUUUUCUUAUACAGCCAUUUUCCAUCUUUUUGGCAAAAAGUAUUUGCCAUCUGGUCUAACAACGAAAUACAUGUAUUUGUUUUGGAAUCUUUUGCUGUGUAAUAUAAGAACAGAUUUUACAGUGUGUUAGCCUCUGUCUUGGAACCCUAGUACUAGUGCAAUAAGAUGUAUAUAUAGUAUUGUGAAAGCUACAAGAGUGACAGACUUACCCGUGGAAAUCUGAAGGAAACGUAGAUUAUUCCUUGCUAUCUUAGAAAUUUCAGUGAAAGAAUUCUUUUCUUUCUUUGUUUCUUACUUUAUACUUGUAUUUUAUCAUUUAUUUGCCGGGAAUAUGAUUAUUAUUUUAUUUUAAUUUUUGGUCUAAAAAGUGUAUUGUGAUGCCCUUAUAACAUUUUUAAAGACGUAAUUGUACCGAUAUAGAUGUAAAUGAACAGUUGAAUAUCAACAAAAUCCCCUUACAAAAUAUUAUUGCAUCAAAAUGGUAAUGCAUAUUUCGGUAGUCUUUAAUUCACAUUCAAGGGAUUAUGUUUUUUUGUAAAUAUUUCAUUAUUUAAAUCACAACAUUAAUUCAUGACGUCAUUUCAACGAAAAUUGAUGUGUAUAAAACGAAAACAAGGUCACUGUAAAUUGCUCUACAAACCACAUAAUAAAGAACUAAAAAGCU